This is a messenger RNA of Gavia stellata (red-throated loon), 1642 nucleotides long. RefSeq names its product sideroflexin 5 (gene SFXN5). Lineage: Eukaryota; Metazoa; Chordata; Aves; Gaviiformes; Gaviidae. Gene Ontology annotation, cellular component: mitochondrial inner membrane. Gene Ontology annotation, molecular function: monoatomic ion transmembrane transporter activity; citrate transmembrane transporter activity. The transcript has 15 exons. Gene Ontology annotation, biological process: mitochondrial transmembrane transport; citrate transport; monoatomic ion transport. Bases 1 to 1194 code for a protein of 397 amino acids. The record is from RefSeq and is a predicted model, not a curated record.
AUGUCGGUGCCACUGAGGAAACGGCGUUUGCGUUCAAAUAAGGAAGAACAUUUUGAAGCAAGUCCCUCAUGGCGCCGGGCGGUGGCGGACUCCAUCUCCCGGCGUGCCGCGCGGGAGCUGCGGUGGGCCGCGGCCAAUCAGCGCGGCGGCGCCGCAAGGGGCGGGCCCGGCGGCGGGGGAGGCUGUUUAAAGUGGCGCUUGCGGCGCGCGAAGGGGAUGGCGGAGCCGGCGGACUAUCCCCCGUUCCAGCUGGGGAAGCCCCGCUUCGAGCAGACUUCAUUUUAUGGCAGAUUCAGGCACUUCUUGGACAUCAUUGAUCCGCGCACUCUCUUUGUUACUGAGAGUCGUCUGAAGGAAGCUGUGCAGUUGUUGGAGGAUUACAAGCAUGGGACUUUGCCCCCGGGAGUCACCAACAAAGAGCUGUGGGGAGCUCAAAAAAUAAAGCAGGCCAUCAUCCAUCCCGAUACCAACGAGACCAUCUUCAUGCCUUUCCGAAUGUCAGGUUACAUUCCCUUUGGAACACCCAUCGUCGUCGGUCUUCUCUUGCCCAACCAGACGCUGGCAUCCACUGUGUUUUGGCAGUGGUUGAAUCAGAGCCACAAUGCCUGCGUCAACUAUGCAAACCGCAACGCGACAAAGCCUUCUCCGACAUCCAAGUUCAUCCAGGGCUACUUGGGAGCUGUCAUAAGUGCUGUCUCAAUAGCAGUGGGCCUUAAUGUUCUGGUUCAGAGAGCAAACAAGUUUACUCCCGCCACUCGUCUCUUGAUCCAGAGGUUUGUGCCAUUCCCUGCAGUCGCUAGUGCCAAUAUCUGCAAUGUUGUCCUGAUGAGGCACACAGAGCUGGAAGAAGGAAUUGAUGUUUUGGACAAUAACGGAAACAUUGUCGGGUCUUCCAGAAUUGCUGCAAAACACGCACUGCUAGAAACGGCCCUGACUAGAGUGGUCCUGCCAAUGCCUAUACUGGUUCUACCUCCGAUUAUUAUGUCCAUACUGGAAAAAACAUCACUCCUGAGGUCCCGUCCCCGGAUGAUUCUCCCAGUCCAAAGCCUUGUGUGCCUCGCUGCCUUUGGCCUGGCCCUCCCCUUGGCCAUCAGUCUCUUCCCGCAGAUGUCCGAGAUUGAGACAUCUCGGCUGGAGCCAGAAAUCGCGAUGGCCACCGCCAGUAAGACUGUAGUCUACAAUAAAGGAUUGUAAGUGGAAGCCGACAAUCUCAGCCCAGAAGAUUUGGGGAGGGAGAGGGGGAAACUUGAGAUCCUGACUGGGAAAAAGAAAACAACAACAAGAUAAAACAAAUAAUAGAGCUCAGCGAUAGUAACGUAUUACCGCUCCCGGCGAACUGGGAGUAAAUUAACACUUGCAGAGAACUGACACCUCACACCAGUCAAAAAGAUUAAUAUUAAAAGUUUUAAAUUAGCAACAGAAGCAGCAACACAAAAAUUACAUUCAAACACUUUAGACAACUAGCUAAAGAAUAAUCUCAGAACUUAAUAGCACUGCAUGGAGGGAUGUUUAACGGCGUGUUUACAUGGUUAUACCUAACUACAUGAAAGUAGGCUUCACCGAGCGAAUUUUGUUUUCAAUGCGAAUUAAAUCUCCACACUGAUGCUGCACAAAAAUAAUUCCGUAGAGAUCAACGGGUGCA